Messenger RNA from Oncorhynchus gorbuscha (pink salmon), 2012 nucleotides. RefSeq names its product guanine nucleotide binding protein (G protein), beta polypeptide 1-like (gene gnb1l). Gene Ontology annotation, molecular function: protein binding. Lineage: Eukaryota; Metazoa; Chordata; Actinopteri; Salmoniformes; Salmonidae. The record is from RefSeq and is a predicted model, not a curated record. The transcript has 9 exons. The coding region runs from base 235 to 1224 and encodes 329 amino acids.
UUCCCUACGCUUUGCUAAGACAAUUAGGCUAAGGCAAGGGCUGUUUCCUUGUCUCUGCUGCUGCUGGCUCGUCCUCUGCUUUUCCCGUGGUUCAUUUUCAUGCCAGCCAGCAACAAAUGAAGAUGGAUACUAAAGGCUUGUUUUAGUUCAGUUGUGACUGCGGGAUCUUGCUUGUGGUCCAGUGGAUGAGAUGACUGUGGUGGUGACCUCCAGAGCUUCGAGAGUGACCCAGUGAUGGCUCGUCCUGCCCCUGCUCCCCUGUACACCCUGAGGGGGGCUGGAUCCCCCCUUAAUGCCUUGCACUUCGGCCGCUGUGAAGGGGACCCUCCCCUGCUCUUUUCUGGCUCAGGCCAGGGGUCAGUCCAUGUGUGGAACCUGACCACCAGAAGAGCUGAGAGGGUUCUAGAAGGUCAUUCUGGAGCCUCUGUCACCUGGCUCAACAUGCUCCACUCCAGAGACACUCUCAUCAGUCAGGGGCGCGACAUGCGUGUGUGCUUGUGGGACCUGGCAGAGGGGCGCGGUGAUGUCACGGACGCCCUGUGGACCGGCAGUGUGGGGUUCUGUCGCUGUUCCCUGCUAGAGACUGGCCCUGGGAGAUGGCUACUGGCCCACGCUGGAGAAGCCAUGGAGGAGGUGAAGAUCAUUGAGCUGCCCAGCAAGAGCCCAGUUUGCUCCCUGAUACCACAAGCCAAGCUGGGGAUGGUCAUGUGCAUCAAGCUAUGGCAGCCAGACUCAAGCCCUGGCCCUCUCCUCCUGGCUGGUUAUGAGGACGGCUCCCUGGCGCUGUGGGACGUAUCCCAGAGGUCCGUGCUGAGCCGUGCGGCCGCCCACCCUGAGCCCGUCAUGUGUCUGGACUUUGACCCCGCCGGGCAGAGGGGCAUCUCUGGCUCCUCCGAGAAGAGUCUCGCCUCCUGGAAGCUUGACGGACAGCACAGACUCCAGCUCCAGGAACCCGUAGCCCUUGUGAAUCCUGGGAUCUCCCAGCUGUGCAUCCGGGGGGACCGGAAGAUCGUGGCAUCGGCCGGCUGGGACCAUCGUGUCCGUGUGUUUGGCUGGAAGAAGCUCCGGCCCCUGGCUGUCCUCCAGCACCACACAGACAUGGUGCUGAGCCUGGCCUUCUCAGACCACCAGGACCCCAGGAACAGGAUGCUGGCCGCGGGCUCCAAAGACCAGCGCAUCAGCCUCUGGUCCAUAUACAACCAGGGCAGCUCGGACACUGGGUGAGCCACUGGGCCCUGUUGGUAUGUUAUAGGGAGUCUUCUCGCCAGUGAUUAUACCAACUCUUUUACGCUCCUUUUACUAUCCCAGGACUAUAUCUGAAUGUACUGACUAGAGCUGGACUAUGUGAACUACUGGGUAGGAACUUCUGUCUCAGACUGUGAAGACAUUUCCGACAUAGCCAAGAUGGAUCAGGUCAGGAUGAGAUGUCUUUGUGCUUCCAAACAAAAGCUGUCAAGACGGCUGGUUAGUUCUGCUAACAAUUCACUGAGACUUAAUUUGAACACAUUAUUUUUGGUCAAAACCAACUGUUUUAUUGUGUUUGCUUAUCUGGUAGGAGAUUUGCCUGAGCGGACUUGAAUUUGAGGUAUAAGUCGCGCCUGAGUGACUGUGUAAUCCUGUGUUGUUGAUCUAGUUUAACAUUGCCCUCUGCUCUGACCUACACUGCAUCAGUCAAACAGGGUUAACCACAGAACUUGGACAGAAGAGACAAAGCUGUUUGUUAAGGAGGGCCACUGAAUAAUCUUCCCUCAACUAGAGAGGCUGUCUGUACGGAUUUGGACUUAAGAGGUUACUUGUAUUUUCAGUUUGGUCUUAAAUGUAUUUCUGUUUGUCAUUGUGAGUACAAUAUGUUGCCCCUGUGCAUUGUGGGAAAAAUGUGUCAACUUCGAACUGUGAUUGGAUGCGUUUAAGGUUUGUGAAUUACACCCCAAGUCCACCAAAUGUAAAUAGUAUCUGCUGUGCUUUUCAACUUUUUUAUUUCCUGGUAAUAAAUAUGUUUUUCUGUACAUCCA